AUGGCAGAUGCCAGUAAAAACAGGCGUGUAGUUAUUGCCAUGGAUGGAAGCGAUCAUGCAAAUUAUGCGUUUGGAUAUUUUGUGGAGAAUAUCCAUCGACCAUCAGAUGAAGUAAUAUUAAUUUACUGUGCUGAUAUCUCCAUUGUAGUUCAGUCACAGAGGUUACAAUAUUGGGGAUUCACGUCAUUUUCCUCUAAACCUCAAAGAGUUCGUUGUCGUUGUCCAAAAUAUGCUCUCCGUGCUGAUAAAGGUAAAAUAGAAAAAAUGAUCUCAGAUCAACAGAAAAGCAUGGAAGAUAUUACAGAAGAUCUCAAUUUAAAAAUACAGAAAUCGGGGAUAAAUGGAAGAAUAACCCGUGUAAUGGAUAAUGAUAUAGGCCAUGCUAUAGUUAAACAAGCUGAAAAAGAAGGUGCAUCAUUAAUAGUUACUGGUACAAGAGGAAGAAGUAAACUUAGAAGAACAUUUCUAGGUGGUGUUAGUGAAUAUAUCGUCAACCAUGCGUCUAUGCCUGUUCUUACGUGUAGAUACGUUCCGCAAAAAUAAACUUCGAAGUCGGAAAAUAUUUUAGAAAUGACAUGGUUUUAUUGAUGUACAAAGUUCAUCAUUUGUGUGUGGACAAUGUUUCGAUGGUCAUCGCUAUAGGACACUUGAAACUUGGAUUGAAAUUCCAAUGGAUUCGUACAUAAUCCACACUGACCGGUUGUUCGGAAUGAACAAUUAGCGCUAGGCCUACCUCAAACGAGGCACCUACACAUAGGGACAACAAUUGGAAAGUUUCUUGGUAAGUUUUCGAUACAAACCAUGUCUUCAAACAUUGUGAAUUGUGUCUCAAAGUCCGUUAUCAUCAAACCAGUUAAAGUAAUCGAUAGGCCAAUCGAUAGUCUUUUAUUAACUUACUAAUCAAUAAAAACAUUACUAUUCCACGUUCAAAAUACGACGCCUGAUUCCAAAAAGACACUGACGACAGUCCCUUGAGUUUUCUAUUUAAUAUUCAUUAAUAUCGUUAAUCUUUGCUGUCAAUUUGUGACAAUAAAUAUUUAUCAUUGUG
Messenger RNA from Lottia gigantea (owl limpet), 1048 nucleotides. RefSeq lists its product as hypothetical. NCBI's taxonomy places the organism in Eukaryota, Metazoa, Mollusca, Gastropoda, Lottiidae. The record is from RefSeq and is a predicted model, not a curated record. The coding region runs from base 1 to 543 and encodes 180 amino acids. The transcript has 5 exons.